Messenger RNA from Trichoderma harzianum CBS 226.95, 1135 nucleotides. RefSeq lists its product as hypothetical. The record is from RefSeq and is a predicted model, not a curated record. The transcript has 2 exons. Bases 140 to 946 code for a protein of 268 amino acids. Lineage: Eukaryota; Fungi; Ascomycota; Sordariomycetes; Hypocreales; Hypocreaceae.
AGCACAUUGUUUAUAUCCUCCAUAUUGCCUCCAUAUUGGUCCCUAAAUCUGCGGUCCUUGAGCCACUGCCACACAAGGACUAAAUGCUCGGGGCCUCAGUGAACAAAGCCAUCCAUCGUAUAAGCUUCAUCAUAUCAUCAUGGCAGCUGUGCAGUCGAUUCAACCGGAUGAGCCUCCAUAUCCCUCAUUUGAGGAGCUUCGGAGUAAUGAGCAGCGUGUCCUCUUCUCUCCCGCCGCCAGGCGUCUCUACUGGCCUCUAGAAGGCGUCUUCCCUUCGGCAAUAUCUGUCAUGAAGACCGCUCGCAGCGUGGGCGAGCUUGAUCCCUUCUUCAGGCCAGACACCAGCGGCAGCAGUAGUGAUACCUGGCAUGAGAUCUCAUCGCUGCCUCUGACCGACCCAAAGGUCUCUUCUGUUGAGGCUUCACUGCGCGAUCUUGACCAGUGGGAAUCUGAUUGGCUAGCAUGGCAUAGGGACCAUACAGCACCUGAGUUUAACGCCGAGUAUAUCACCUAUGGAGAUCUCAGCGAUGAUGACCGACCAUACGCAAAUGAGCCCAAGGAGGAUGGCAGCUGGGAAGAGGAUUCGGAUACGGAGUUUCUCAUACGAUGUUGCGGAGAUGAUAGACCGCUUGGGAAGAGAGGGUUGAAGAUCAAAGUUACCCCUUCCGCAGGCAACAACUUUAUCACUGUGCAUGACUAUGUAAGUGUCGUGCAUCCAUGGCUCAUGGGCCUGCGUGGGGAUGUUAUACGAGCAAAGGCUGUUGCACGUCCCAUGCCUUAUGUUGAGUUAGGGGUCAACAUUGAAUGGAUGGUCAGCCACCUGACAGCGCCGCAACAUGAAAUAAUGACGAAAGAGUCUUGGACUGAGAUGCAUCGCCCGCCACGCCCCAUGGACGCUGCAACCUCCAGAUUCCUGCAAAGAAUAGGCGCAAGGACGGCCCCGUAAUUUACGGUCUGUCUUGUCGUCUAGUCCAACACUCAACCAUACUGGACACGAAAUUCCUCAUCCAACAUGUAAUAUGGACGUUGAAGAAUUGGUGCUCAGCUCUUCAUAGGAGUUGUGAAGGUGAUCAGGCAAGCGAAGGCCAGAAAAAGCGAGACCGUAAAAUGAAUACGUAUAUACAUUCAGUAAUAU